AUGGCAAAGCUGUGGCACGUCCUGCUCCUGUGUUGGACAUGGAGUCCCCUGUGCCUUCCAUCCAGUGUGAGCUUCACUGGUACACAAGAGGAGUGUAAAAUAGCUCCCUUUGUCCCUGGUUACAACUUGGGUGGCGAAGGCUUUGACAUUGUGACGAUGGAGAGAAAAGGUGCCUAUGUGAUCGACAGUGAAACAUGGGAUAUCGGAAAUGGCACUUGUAAGAUGUACCAAAACAGCUACAUGAAUGGAGAGAAGCAGAAGGUUCCUGCUGCUGUGGUGGACUGGAGAACCCUGCCCAAAUGCAAUCUGAAAGUCUCCAGUGUGAUCUAUGACUCGGUUGAAAGUCUUGUCAAUGAUUCUACAGCAUCGGUGUUCAACAACUGGAAAGCUGACCUUAAUUUCUCUUCGAUAAAGCCUGGGGUUGCAUUAGGAGGUUCCCACGCCAAAGCAUCUACCUUUGGCAUCACUAAGUCAAAACAAGACCGUUACACCUUUUUUCACCAUUUUGCCAACUGUCAAUACUAUGGUUACAGACUGGCAACAAAUCUUCAGUUGAGUCAUGAAUUCAGUUCCGCUGUGGAUUCCCUUCCUCCUUACAACGUUGAUAAUGUGGAAGCAUAUAAUAAUGUGAUUGACACUUAUGGCACACAUUACAUCACACAAGUGUAUCUUGGAGGGGAUAUAAAAGCAAUCACUGCUGUCAGGACCUGCAAGGCAACCAUGAAUGACCUGUCAGCUACAGAAAUCAAUGAUUGUUUGUCAGUCGAGGCUUUAAAUGGUUUCAAGCAUCCUGACAUUAUUGACUCAAUGAUAAAGCACUGUAACUCAAAGAAGAAGAAGCUAUCUAUCCCAAGUUUCAGUGGUGAAUUUAGUGAGCGACACACAGAGGUCAUUGGUGGAAGUAGUAACACAGCUGAUAUCCUUUUUCAAGCGAAAGACCCUUCUGUCUAUAAAAGUUGGCUUAGCUCACUGCAAAGUACACCUGAUGUGGUGCGUUACAGCUUAAAGCCCCUUCACACCUUACUGCCAUUAAAUCAUCCAGCUAGGGUGGGACUGAAGAGAGGAAUAGAGGACUACAUUCAGAAAAAUGCAAUGUUGAAACAAUGUUCAGAAACCUGUAAGAUUGGGCACAGAUUGAAUGCUAGAGAUCCCUGUGCUUGUGUCUGCAACAAAAACAAGAAUAUUAAGGUAAACUGCUGUCCUGCUUGGAAAGGUCUUGCAACAUUAAAGGUGUUCAGUCUUUAUGCAAAGGGUCUGUAUGGUGACAGGUGGACUCAGACAGAUGGUUCUGUGGAGGUGACAUAUGGUGAUCAGAAAAUGCGCACUGGUAUCAUACGUGAUAAUGACAAUCCUACAUGGACAGAAACAUUUGAAUUUGGAACCAUCACCAUUGACAUGAAAAACAAACUUAGAUUUGUUGUUUAUGACGAGGACAGUUACUGGAACAGUGAUCUGUUAGGCGAGUGUUCAUUUGAUCUGCGAGCAGGGAAUGUGAGCGACAGGUGCAAGCUGAAUCAUGGGACUUUCUACUUUUCCUAUGAAGUGGAGUGUGCACCAAGUCUUGGUGGGUACUCGUGUCAGGAGUACAUCCCUUCUCCUAUGAGCUCCUCUUUGGCUGACGUUUUCUACUCCAGAAACGGAGUCCUUCUUGGAACGUCAGGGGAGAAGUAUGGCGAGUCAGUCAGUCAGGACCUGGAGAAGGACCUCGGCUGGUCCCUCAACACCAGCUCCCUGCACAAGAAAGCCCAACAGCGUCUCUUCUUUCUGAGAAGACUGAGAAAGGCCCAGCUUCCACCACCGAUCCUGACCACCUUCUAUAGAGGAACUAUCGAGAGCAUCCUGAGCGGCUGCAUCACUGUCUGGUUUGGGAACUGUGCCAUAUCGGACCGCAAGACCCUACAGCGGAUAGUGGGAACAGCAGAGAAGAUCAUCGGAGUCUCUCUCCCCUCUAUUGAGGACAUCUACACCACACGCUGCAUUCGCAAAGCCACCAGCAUUGUGGCUGAUCGGACACACCCCUCUCACACACUCUUCACACUCCUGCCAUCUGGAAAAAGGUACCGAAGCAUUCGGGCACACACAUCCAGACUGUGCAACAGCUUUUUUCCACAAGCCAUCCGUCUCCUCAACAAAAAGGGACUGGACUGA
Pelmatolapia mariae (spotted tilapia) is the source of this 2148-nucleotide messenger RNA. RefSeq names its product perforin-1-like. Gene Ontology annotation, cellular component: membrane. The transcript has 3 exons. The record is from RefSeq and is a predicted model, not a curated record. Bases 1 to 2148 code for a protein of 715 amino acids. Gene Ontology annotation, molecular function: wide pore channel activity; 2-oxoglutarate-dependent dioxygenase activity; methyltransferase activity. NCBI's taxonomy places the organism in Eukaryota, Metazoa, Chordata, Actinopteri, Cichliformes, Cichlidae. Gene Ontology annotation, biological process: T cell mediated cytotoxicity; defense response to virus; immunological synapse formation.